This is a messenger RNA of Penicillium mononematosum, 639 nucleotides long. RefSeq lists its product as uncharacterized. The coding region runs from base 1 to 639 and encodes 212 amino acids. Lineage: Eukaryota; Fungi; Ascomycota; Eurotiomycetes; Eurotiales; Aspergillaceae. The transcript is spliced from 2 exons. The record is from RefSeq and is a predicted model, not a curated record.
AUGUCUAACAACGGAAACUUCCAGUAUACUUGCGUACCGGCCAUCAAAUGGCUAAUCAGAAACCUCCACAACGACAACAUCGAAGCCGACGGACUCGCCACCUGGAACGCGAUCCUGAAUCUGCAAUUCCCGUCUACACAAGGCUUCCUAAUCCGCCCAUACAUGCACUGCGCUUUACGCGGAUGUCCAGGCUGGUUCGAGCUUCGAAUUUCCCACGUGAAAGACGGUCUCCAGAACCCAGUUCUUAUGCUGUACUAUCAGCGCGCUGAUAGGCAGGAUGAUGACCAGUGGGAGAAUGGACAGAGAGAGCUGCAGCUGUAUCUCGCAUUUCGGUAUUGCAAUAUUGCAGAGAAUGCGGCACCGAUUUAUGGUAUUCUCGCAAUUGGUGCCAAGUUGAAGAUCUUCCAGUACGAUAAUCCCUCCCGGAGCAUCGAGCAUUUUGUUCCGCCUUGGGAUUUGGAACGUCAUGAUGAGCAGGUUUGGAAUAUGCUCAGGAAAAUCGGCAGGAACCAUACUGGUGGUGGUGGCUGCUGUGAAAUGAGAGGUGUCAAGUCCGAGUCCGGUGGACAGGGGAAUGAUGGAUCCCAGAAUGUUUCGGGGACACUCGCAGGUGUUGAUGCAGGAAGGCAAAGACUCUAG